AGGUGAAGAUUUUCUGGAGUACUGAAAACAAUGCCUAAAUCAUGCCAGGGAUAGCUGAUCAACAUUUCACAACUCCUCAGUCUACCCCUACAAACCUCAUUGAAAACAAGGAAACAAAUUAUGAAUCACUUGCUGUCUAAUCAGAAUCUGAAUCACAAGCAAAAACAAAACAGUAUGGACCUAGAAACAGUUCGGUCUCUCUGAUGUGGGACACAGCAGGCUAUAGCUUGUUCUGUUGAGCCAGAAAACCAACAAUGAUGGCAGUAGUAACGACUGGUUGGAUUUUCCCCAUCUUACAGCACCUCGCAGGUCCCUUCUCCGAGCAGUACGUUGCCUGAGUAGAAACACAGAGAUCAGCUGCAGGUUUCUAUCUUCAAUAACAGAUACAGAGGGAAAGGGAAAAGGGUUGGAAAAGGAGAGACAAAUAUUGACUUGGCCUUAUAGAAAGACAUCCAGCGACUGAAUAAAGAAGCCCUGUUCAUGUUUUGGGAUAUUCUUUCAACUGGCUGGAACCAGAGUGGAUCAAAAGAAUGGGAAAUGCCAGCAGACCCUUUAGAAGAAUUGCUUAUUUCCUAUGCCUUUUAUGUAUGCUUUUGCUGACUGAAGGGAAGAAAUCAGUGAAGCCAAAAUGUCCUGCCUCGUGUACUUGUACCAAAGAUAAUGCUUUAUGUGAAAAUGCCAGAUCUAUUCCAACCAGCGUUCCGCCUGAUGUUAUCUCACUAUCCUUUGUGAGAUCUGCUUUUACUAAAAUCCCAGAAGGGAGUUUUUUGCUCACACCGUCUCUGCAGCUUCUGUUAUUUACAUCAAACUCUUUUGAUGUUAUUAGUGAUGAUGCUUUCAUGGGCCUUCCUCAUCUAGAAUAUUUGUUCAUAGAGAACAACAGCAUUAAGUCAAUUUCAAGAAAUACUUUUCGAGGACUGAAAUCUUUAAUUCACUUGAGCCUUGCAAACAAUAAUCUUCAAACACUUCCAAAAGACAUAUUCAAAGGGCUGGAUUCUUUAACAAAUGUGGAUCUUAGAGGGAACACAUUUAAUUGUGACUGCAAACUGAAAUGGUUAGUGGAAUGGCUGGGCAGCACCAAUGCAACAGUUGAAGACAUUUAUUGUGAAAGUCCACCAGAAUAUAAGAAGCGUAAAAUCAAUAGCCUCUCUUCAAAGGAAUUUGAUUGUAUUAUUACAGAAUUUGCUGUUUAUGAAUCCCUGCCAUAUCAGUCUCUGUCAGUAGAUACUUUCUCCUACAUGAAUGAUGAGCAUGUGGUUAUUGCUCAACCUUUUACUGGAAAAUGCAUCUUUCUUGAAUGGGACCAUGUAGAAGGGUCUUUCAGGAAUUAUGACAACAUUACAGGUACUUCGACUGUUGUGUGUAAGCCCAUAAUUAUUGAGACUCAGCUGUAUGUCAUUGUUGCCCAGCUCUUUGGAGGCUCCCAUAUUUACAAAAGAGAUAUUUUUGCUAAUAAGUUUAUAAAAAUUCAAGAUAUUGAAAUUCUUAAAAUCCGAAAACCCAAUGACAUUGAAACUUUCAGGAUUGCAGAAGACUGGUAUUUUGUUGUUGCAGACAGUUCAAAAGCUGGCUUUACCACGGUUUACAAAUGGAAUGGAAAUGGAUUUUACUCCCAUCAGUCACUGCACGCGUGGUACAGAGAUACUGAUGUGGAGUAUCUUGAAAUAGCCGGCAAACCUCAUUUAAUUCUGUCGAGUAGUUCCCAAAGACCUGUUAUAUACCAAUGGAACAAAGGAACAACUGAAUUUGUUAAGCGUCUCGAGAUCCAAGAUAUGGAGGAUGUGUAUGCAGUGAAACACUUCAGAGUGAAAGAGGAUGUGUACAUUUGUUUAACAAGAUUUAUUGGUGAUUCCAAAGUAAUGAAAUGGGGAGGUGCAGCAUUUCUGGAUUUACAAAGAAUGCCAUCCCGAGGGUCAAUGGUAUUCCAGCCUCUUCAGAUAAGCAAUUAUCAAUAUGCCAUUCUUGGAAGUGAUUAUUCUUUUACUCAAGUCUAUUAUUGGGAUACUGAAAAAGCAAAAUUUGUGAAGUUUCAAGAAUUAAACAUACAGGCGCCAAGAUCUUUCACACACGUUUCCAUUGAUAAACGCAAUUUUCUCUUUGCUUCAAGUUUUAAGGGAACUACAUUAAUUUAUAAACAUGUCAUAGUUGACUUAAGUGCAUGACACUCAUAGUUCUGAGAUUACAUCAGACUUUCUACCAUAAGUGGACAAAAUGAACUAAAUGCAUGAUGACUCUUAUCCUACUUCCAGAUGAAUGCCUUUAAAAGUUGAGAUUGCUAGAACAAAGUAUUACUAGUAUCUUCAUCUUUAAUUGUCAAGUCUAGUGGUGUUGGAAGUUGCAUUUUUUAACAAAAAGAAAUUAAAUUAUUAACUGUUCUUUGCAUCCACAAUAUGUAAAUAUGCGUGCAACUGCAUCUGUUGCUAAAAGUAUUCAGAUGUACUUUUUCAUUUAUUUAUUCACCUGUUCGAUAACAACUGCCAAAUAAAAUGUUUACAUUUUCUGUCUUUCACAUUCCAAAUAUGAUUAUUUACAGGUGAUAAUUUUUAUUUGUGUAUAUAUUAUACACAUAUAUAAAUAAACAACAAGGUGUGUUGUACAUGGCAGUGUUUUUCUUAGGUGUUUCUUUUAAUAUUAUAAGCCACAACAAUAAAACACAAGUGGUUUAUACAUGUAAUCACAACCACAUGAUAAA
Messenger RNA from Chelonoidis abingdonii (Abingdon island giant tortoise), 2692 nucleotides. RefSeq names its product leucine rich glioma inactivated 1 (gene LGI1). NCBI's taxonomy places the organism in Eukaryota, Metazoa, Chordata, Testudines, Testudinidae. Gene Ontology annotation, molecular function: protein binding. The record is from RefSeq and is a predicted model, not a curated record.